Molecule: messenger RNA, 2949 nt
Organism: Xyrichtys novacula (pearly razorfish)
Lineage: Eukaryota; Metazoa; Chordata; Actinopteri; Labriformes; Labridae
Source: the annotation of a GenBank genome assembly
AAAGCACUCUGCGCAUGCUCCGUGGCUGUCACUCAAGGAAACAAGGGGACAAAUGCAGUGAUGUACCUCUGCACGUGAAUCUAAGGUUAUGAGUUUACAGUGAAACAGCUGACUGUGAAACAUGUCUGUGGCUUUAUCGCGCUGUAUCGGCAGGGUUUUAUCCCGACAAGUCGCUUCGUCAAGGUAACAAAAUUUAUCUUUCAUGUAACAAGUUAAAGAAGGCGUUAGCUACUUUGAGCUAAUAAAGCUAAGGUUACUCAGAUCACAAAUGCUGAUCCAGACCUUGGUGCACAAAUAAAUCCAGCUGUCUUAAACGUGUAUUUGUCAAUUGUUUUCUGUUCUAGCUUUGUAGCAGGAGAGCAGCACCAUGCUGUGCAGAGUUGUUGGUUUGUACCAGUGAUGACUCUGAAGACUACAGCUGCUCUCAGGUAUGAUCAAUCUAAAGUGUCACACUUAAACCAAAAGACUCCAGGUCACUUUAUAUUAGAUUAAGUGACCUUGAUAAAACUGCAGAAAAGGCGCCUUUUGCAUUUAAAAGGCUGAAACCAGUAAAUGACAGAGACACUUGUAUUACUAUCUAUAUACAAAACCCAAUUCCAAUGAAGUUGGGAAAUUUUGAUAAACGUAAAUAAAAACAGAAUACAAUGAUUUGCAAAUCAUUUUCAACCUAUAUUCAAUUGAAUACACUACAAAGACGAGAUAUUUAAUGUUCAAACUCAUAAACUUUAUUUUUUUUGCAAAUAAUCAUUAACUUUAGAAUUUGAUGGCAGCAAUAAGUGACAAAGAAGUAGGGAAAGGUGGCAAAAAAAUACAGAGAAAUUUGAGGAAUGCACAUCAAACACCUAUUUGGAACAUCCCACAGGUGAGCAGGCUAAUUGGGAACAGGUGGGUGUCAUGAUUGGUUAUAAAAGCAGUUUCCUCAAAAAGCAAAAUAGUCAAACAGUUUAAGAACAACGUUUCGCAAAAUACAAUUGCAAGGCAUUAUUCUUUAAAACUUAAAAAAAUGCUGUAAUCGAAAGAGCUUUGAACAGGUCUAUGUUCACAUGAAGAAUCAUGUCACUGUUGAACAAUAAGAUAAUAAGUAUAUGAUCCAAGUCAUUGUUGAUUUUCAACUCAAUGUGAGAACCUGCAUCCCUGACAUCACAACGACAUCUGUUUCCCCGGUCAAUAUUAACAUAUAACUUGUUAGAACAUAGAACAUGCUCAGGCAGACUUGUGUUUUGUGUUUUAGAGCGGUACCCCAGAAGAAGAAGAAGAAAGCGGACCCUCGAAUAGAAGCACUAGUACGAGACAGGUUGAAAAAAAAGCUGAGGAAGCUCGAAAAGAUUCCACCAGAGUUCAUCCCAAUCGAGGACUUUAUAACUCCUUCCAAAUGUUUGGAUGAAACAAGGUACAGUACACUGUCACUGCUGACUGUGUUCAUAGCCCUGUAUUGCUUAUUUCGAGUUAUAAACCUAUUAAAAGUGCAUUGAUCCACACGAUUAUUGGGGUUAUUUUUGUUGUUUUAAAAAAUAUAAGAUGGCAGAGACUUGAUUCUUUUUUUUUUAAUUUAGGGCUUAUUUCUUUUUGACUGAAACCAGCUGUGAAGAAGAUAUGCACCACGUACUAUGAAUUUGCUCUGCCUUCUGAACUCAGUUGCUGGACACAAAACUCUGUUGAGAUAACUUUCAUGUAGGACACAACGACCAAACUGUUGAUCUGUUUAUUUCAUUGAAAUUUGGUUUACUUUGAAAAGGUCAUGAUUUAAUGUGAGAAUGUUGUUCUUGGAGGCUCUCAGGGUUGAAAAGGCUGAAACUUUCAUCCAAGUUCUUCUUUUAGGUUUUAGAAUGGAACGCUUACAGUCCAGGGGUGUAGAAAUGUAUCUCAAAACACUACAUUAUAGUAAAACAAGAUGACUGUUUUUCACUUGUGUAAUAGAUCUUCUUUUAUAUAUCAUUUGUCUCUCUUUGACUUGCUGUAACUUUGUUUUUAGCGGCUUUCAAUGGUUCCCUCUGACUUUUAAGUGCUCUAAAUGUGUUUUGUUUUUCUUCCUCUCGCACAAAGGCAACGCUCUACAUCGAGGCUGUCAGUUGAAGAGAGUGAGCGUCGAGCUCUGCUGCUAAAGGAGUGGUGUCUAUACAAACAGGUCACCACUUACCCAUCACACCUCCAUCACUUUAGCUUUUACAUUAAGUGCUGCUCCUGACCUUUGCUCCCCAUCAUGUGCAUUUAGUCAAAUAUAUACCGUAUGAGGUGCUAAUCUGUCCUUGUUUCUGCAGAAGCAGCACAUGGCUGAGGUGGAGUCUGUUGAGCUAGCUCUGAAGGCUCAAAAGGAGGCACUGAAGGAGCUGAAGUUGGAGUCUGAGGAGCUGUACCAGGCAGCGCUAAAGCCAGACCCCCUAUUGUUUCCCUUCGCUCAUGAAGGUCCAACCUUCACGCCACCAAAGGAAAACUAUGAAGCUCCUGAUGGGAAAUACGUGGAUAUCACUAAAGUUUACACACAGUGAUGGACAGAGAACAACAGUUGGUGCAGCACGUGUUCAUUGUCUUUAAUUUUUUGUGUGCCCCCUGUUUGUACAUGAGUCCUUAAGGCAGUAAACAACUUUAACAGCCUGUGUGUGUGGGAGUGAAUGACACUUUCCCUUAAACAUUCAAGUUGUACAAACACCUCGUUUGUCCUCUCUGUAUCCAAUGCAAAAUUAUUCUUUCAAAUGGCAUCAUAUUGACCCAUGUCCACUUUUUCAUCUCUGUAUAAAACAAUAAAUAUAAAUGUGCUCUUUUUAAUAAGUCAAAUGUGUUCAGUGUUAUUCAACAUUUUGAUAUAUUAGGAUAAACCUGUAUUAACUUAACAAAGCAAAAAAAAGGAAUUGAACCUAUGGUGCAGGUAAAGUAUAUAACUGGUGGCAGGCACAUGCAGUCAAGUAUCCUGUUUGAUUCAAAUAAAAAUAGCUGUAUACAAGAUUUUAAAAA